CGCAUGCUAAUGUUGGACUUGCCGCCAGUACGAAAGGAAGUGCAGAUGUGGCCACUGUUAGGUCACAGUAAUAACUCCUCGAUAGCAAUCGACUGGACACGAAUGACUGUCCCUUCAACUCGGGCGCUAGAUAUGAAACCACUGGACAUUUGCGUAUUGUUUAUCUCCCAUUCGUCAUGAUGACCCCGCUCGCAGUUAUUUAAACGCGCCAGAGGGCCCUGCAAUAUUCUCAAAUCUUCAUAGCAUUUUUCAAACGGCGCAUCUUACCUGCCCAUCCCAUCUCAUCACCAUGACCUCCUAUACUCCAAGACUUCAGGGCAACCCGGGGUUCUUCAGUGCCCUGCAGUUGGUCAAGUCGCAAAGCCUGGAGGAGGCAGUCCAAUAUGUUUGGCAAACAAUCAUCAGCACAUGGUUCAACUCCCUUGACGGCUACACAGUGAGCUACAAAGCCUCCACGCUCGCCAACAACAAUGAGCCCGAUGGUAUCGCCAUCCGAGUUAUGGAAUUGGCCCCGAAAAUUGAGCUGUCAACCGACUUCGCCGAACGCCAAAUCUUGCUCGUCCAGUGCAACCGCCCGUCUAGCGACACUCCGGCGGGAUGGGAUGGCAUAGUUGAAAACCGGUUCCGUGAUGAUCUCUCGCAAACUUUGAAUGAUUCCGAAAAACUGUAUGGAGCAGUUGCUAUUGGCACGAAAGUGAGGUUCUAUAGAUUCGAUGGAAAAGCACCGUACAAUCAGCAACUCACUCAACUCCACGCGGGAGCCAUCGAUAUGAAUGCACCAAAUGGCAUCACAGAGGUCGAGAACAUGAUGAACUAUGUCAAGGCAAAUGGAUGGCAGUGGGCCAGCACCUGAAUUGGGUUUGGGAGCAGUGUUGGGUCCUGGUGCGAUUGAUUGGUAUAUCAUGUCUGGUUAUAGUAGCAAGGUGCACUUCAAGACUCGCUUGCUUUAGUUAGGCCAGCCUUUCGAGCACCCCAGUUCAAUACCUAAGCCAAUCGGAGGAUGGUAGUGGCAUACGUCCUGUGUAGUCCUCGUCAUACGUCACAUGCAUUUCUACAGACAAGACAGUGAGCAGUAGAAAUUGCCCUCGGUUUACCGAGGGCAGAGAGGAUAUGUGUUGGGGAAAGGAAGGAAGAAAACCCCAGUUUUCUAGAAGUUGAACACUACCACCAUUUGUGGAC
This is a messenger RNA of Aspergillus steynii IBT 23096, 1179 nucleotides long. RefSeq lists its product as uncharacterized. Bases 290 to 853 code for a protein of 187 amino acids. The record is from RefSeq and is a predicted model, not a curated record. The transcript has a single exon. NCBI's taxonomy places the organism in Eukaryota, Fungi, Ascomycota, Eurotiomycetes, Eurotiales, Aspergillaceae.